GACGCCCCCUGUGAGAGUGUACUGUUGUUGUGCCUUGUCGCUAUGGUGAUAGGAUAGAUGCCCGAGAAGGAGAGCUUGUCCCCGCUGGGGCUACCGUUCCACCACGGCCACUUCUUCCCGGGGCCGCUCCCCGUCGACGGGAGGACCCACGAAGGCCGCUACGUCUGGGAGUCCCCCAGGAUCAUACACCCGCCAUCCCCGACCGCCUUCCACCACCCCCACCCACUGCAUUUGCAUGGACCUCUAACUCAAGAAUUGAUCCAAAAAUCUAUGUUGGGGUCUGGAGGAGGUGACCUGAACCUCCUCCUCAGCCGUAGCCGGUUAGGCCCCGCUGACUACCCACCAUACCGCCUCAACCCAUACAUGGAACUCUAUUCGUCCCUCCACCAUACCAGCCCGACGACGUCCCUGCAUGGGUUAGGCCUGCCUGGAGAAUACCUCACACCAAGAGGUUGCACCUUGACGGAUCUUCAACAGCCACCUUCCACUCUGACCAGUUCUGAAUUACCAUUUCCACUCGACAGCAGUCGAUUGGCCAGCCCUCGCCCCCCUCGACAGUCUAGGAAGAGAGCUCUCUCAGCCUCGCCUUACUCUGAUCUAGAUCUCAACUCAAUGAUAAGGUUUUCGCCAAACUCGCUUGUCUCUAUCGUCAAUGCUUCAAGAAGUUCGAGUGCAGCAAGCGGUUCUUAUGGCCAUCUUUCGGCAGGUACCCUGAGCCCAGCCUUAAGCAUGCACCAUCCCGGAAUGGGGCCUCAUCUUCAGCAAAUACAGGCUCAUCUUCUCAGGUCGAACGGUUUGCUUCCACCGCUGACUCCUCAACCUCCUGGCACUUUCCAACCACUGCAACCGGAAGCCAUUAAAGCUGAGGAGAAGACUGAAGCGAAAGUAGUGAACAAUGAACCUGAAGGAACUAAUAAAAAGUCAUCAAAAGCAGAGAGAACGAUGACUGAAGAAGAGAGCAGGCUUAUGAAGUCUGAACCGGGGGAUUUUGUAGCAACCGAUUGUCAUUGGAAGCAUUGCGGACUUCAAUUUCCAACUCAAAGGAAUCUUGUAAAUCAUAUAAACAAUGAUCACAUAAAUGCAAAUAAGAAGUCAUUUGUGUGUCAGUGGGAGGAUUGCUCAAGAGAUGAAAAGCCGUUCAAGGCUCAGUACAUGCUUGUUGUGCAUAUGAGGAGGCACACAGGAGAAAAGCCUCAUAAGUGUACUUUUGAAGGUUGUCGAAAGGCAUAUUCAAGAUUGGAAAAUUUAAAAACUCACCUGCGGUCACAUACUGGAGAAAAACCAUACACUUGUGAAUAUCCUGGGUGCAGCAAGGCUUUCAGCAAUGCUUCUGACAGGGCAAAGCAUCAAAAUAGAACACAUUCAAAUGAGAAACCGUAUGUUUGCAAAGCGCCUGGUUGUACAAAGAGGUAUACUGAUCCAAGUUCCUUGAGAAAACAUGUCAAGACUGUUCAUGGUCCUGAAUUUUUUGCUAAUAAGAAGCACAAAGGGAUCGGAGGCAGUGGAGAUGGAGGAUCGGAAGAUGGCGGUGGCGGAGUCUCUCCAUCUAGAAGUGAUGAGCCGCUCAGUACGAAGACUGCGAGUGUAUCCAGUCCAAGUAUUAAAUCAGAGGAAACAAAUUCACCCGGUCAUCAAGGAAGCCCUCUUUCUGUCGUCCCGAACUCUUAUGCUUUCUGCGACGAACCAAUCAGUGAUAGCAACAUCAGCGCAGGGAAUCAUCAUGGACUGGAUGAAAAUUGGGCAGAGGAUGCCCAGGACAUGGAUCUUUACGAUCUUCCUGCUGCCUUACAAGCUGUCGUCGGACUGGCACCUCCCCCUCCGGUCGCUAGGCAUAAUAACCUAAGGGCAAAACUGCAAAGUAAACCAUCCCCAGCGCUUCCUCCUCUCCCUGCAAUGCAUGGAAACAGGAGGACGAUUAAUGGUGGUCUUACUGAUAUUAACAAGAGGAUAACAGACUUGAAAAUGGGAGGUGGUAUCAAUACUGAAAUAAGAAGAGAUUCAAAUUCAACAGUCAGUACCUACUAUGGAAGCAUGAAGAGUGAUAUAGAAUCAAGCCGAAGGAGUAGCCAGGUGUCUCAUAGACCUAGUAAUGGAUCAUUGUAUGAUCCCAUAUCAGUCGGUUCCUCGAGGAGAUCAAGUCAACUAAGCACUAAUCUUGUUGUGCAGCACCAAAAUCCUGUUUGGGAUGAUAAUGGAGAGUCGAGAAGAAUGUCAGAACCAUGCCAGGGUACGAACGUCACCUCACCUCCUCCUAGGCCAAGGUCAACACUACCAGCCAUGAAUCCUCUUCCGGAGCCGAAUCAUCCCAAUCAAGAAGUGGUUCUUGACGAAGUUGGAGAGGGAGAACUUGUAGAAAGCAAACUCGUUGUUCUACCUGAUGACAUGGUCAUGUUCUUGGCUAUGAACCAGGUCGCAGAGAACAGUAACCACUCGGGAGGUGGUCACCACGAUGGUGGGCCCGGUUCCCCGAGACUACCCAACGGCAGGAUGACACCUCGGGUGAAUGAGAGACUUACCCCUAGGUCGUGCCAGCUGAGCCCUAGCGUUCAGCAGCCAUGCCAGCAGCAGUUCAAUGCUGUCCCACCUCAGCAGAGGGUUCCUCAGAUUCCUCCUCAAACGAUCAGCGAAGGCCAGCAGAACUAUUUGGUCCUUGAGCCUGCCUGUUACCAGCCCUUGUCGAGUCCUGCUGCUGGGGCAACGGCCCCGUCUCAACACAACCUACCGCAAGGGAACUUGGGAGGUGCGAGGCAGUGCACUUGCCCCGCUCAGCAUCACAUCUGCCAGCAGUUCCAGGCAAACAAUGUUCCUUAUUACCAAGAUCCAAAAGAGGAGCUGUCUGCCACUCAGGUCAGACAGACUGCUUACCAGAGGACUUUAGAGUAUGUUGAACAGUGCCAGAACUGGGCCAAUUCAUCAACUCAGACUACAUGUAACAUGGUUGUUAAUGACAUGACAUCAUCUUUAAAUUCAUUUAUGGAAGAAAAUCGAUACUUUCAAAUGAUACAGUAAAUUAAGUAUAUUUUUUUUAUCUUUAUCUGAGAUAAAAAUAAAAACUGUUUUUCUGUGAAAAAUUUGAUCAAGAUUGAUUUUGUAGUUGUAAUUAUGUAAGGUUCUUGUAAAUGUGCCAUAAUUUAAGAAGACAGUUAUUGUAUAUUAAUGUUUGUUAUUAGGAGUAUCUAUGAAUACAUUGCUCUAAAAAAAAAAUAAAAUAAAAUAAAUAAAUAAAAAAUAAGGGCACACUGUUUAUAUGAAAUAAUAUUUAUUUAAAACCAAAAUUUGUGCUAUUUUGUAUUAAAAUAUAGCAAAAUUAAGAUAAAACAUUUGUGGAGCAAUGAUGAAUCGACAAUUUCAAAAAAUGUUCAACGAGGGAACCAUUUUCAACCAAUUAUCUCCAAACUUCAACUAAGAAAACCAAAAAAAAAAUUAAAUAUUCACAAAAAUGUUAGGAUAUAAAAAAUAUUAUUAUUUCCUUAUGCCUAAACUAGAAAAUAAAAAAUAAAUUAAAUAAUCACCAUUAAGAAAACUACUGAUGCAUUAUUAUUACUACUAAUAGCACUGGAGCCAGGGUUCAAAAAUCGACCUGAUCGCAGGCGAAGGUUUGAUUGUAAAUUACGAAAGUGUAUGUUAUUCUGAGUAAAAAUAACCUAGUCUGCCGUUCCGGAGCUGCUGCUUUCAAAAAUGGCAGCUGAUUUAAAGAAUAUUAGGCCAAUAAUUUGAGGAUUGAAACGGGAAAUCCAUUGCGAAAAAUGUGAGAAAAGUUUCUAUUUUUUUAACUUGUAUAUAUGGGUUUAGACAUGUAAAAAACAAAAUUGCUAGCGUAGGCCACCUUUUUACAGGUAAAAAAGUCAGAUUUUUUCGAUAUUUUUUGGGUUUUUCAUCUAUAACUCCUAAACAAUGCAUCAAAGCGAAAAAUGUGUUCUUUAAUAAAUUAAAGAACGUUAAAUUUUGUGGCAAAUGAGUACAUAAACUUUAAAAUUUGGUUUUGCGGUAAGGUAUAAAACCACGGUCAACCAACUCUGAGUUUUACCAAAUUUGCCAAAAACUGGGACAAAUUACUAUAAUUGGCCCUGUAACUUGGAAAUGAGUUCCCUAAGAGGAAAAAACCAUAGAAUCAAAGUUGUAGAGCAUCAAAUUUCGUGUAUACUCUUUAUCAACUAAUUUAAUGUAGGUCACUUGCUGCGAACAAAAUCGGUAAUCUCCCGAUGGCUAGAAAUUGGUAAUGAAGGUAAACGUGAUUUUCAAUAUUUCAACAGUAUGGGUGUCUAUUCUACUGAGUUAGUUUUGUUUAAAAUCUGUUACAUGCAGUAUAAGCCUCUUUUCCACCUCUCAGCAGCGAAGGAUUUUGAUAAACGAAGUGUCGAAUAAUACCGAAUUUCAUUAAGAAAUAAUGAAUCCCGAUUCGAGAUAUAUAAUUGAUCUACAAUAAAAAUAUCAGUACUCAGUGGACGAAAAAUUUAAUGCUUUAUAAAUUUGAUUCUAUGGGUUUUUCUCCUUAGGGAACUCAUUUCCAAGUUACAGGACCAAUAAUUGUAAUUUGUCCCAGUUUUUGGCAAAUUUGGUAAAACUCAGAGUUGGUUGACUGUGGUUUUAUACCUUAUUUUAAAGUUUAUGUGCUUGUUUGCCGCAAAAUUUAACGUUCUUUAAUUUAUUAAAGAACACAUUUUUCGCUUUGAUGCAUUGUUUAGGAGUUAUAGAUGAAAAACCCAAAAAAUAUCUGACUUUUUUGGCUGUAAAAAAUUUUAUCUUGGUAGCCUGCGUUAGAAAUUUUGUUUUUUACAUGUCUAAACCCAUAUAUACAAGUUAAAAAAAUAGAAACUUUUCUCACAUAUUUCACAAUGGAUUUCCCGUUUCGAUCCUCAAAUUAUUGGCCUAAUAUUCUUUAAAUCAGCUGCCAUUUUUGAAAGCAGCAGCUCCGGAAUGGCAGACAAGGUUUUUUUUACUCAAGAUAACAUACACUUUCGUAAUUUACAAUCAAACUUUCGCCUGCGAUCAGGUCGAUUUUUGGACCCUGGCUCCAGGGCUAUAAUGUCACAUUGUAAUUAAAUUUUAAAUGACAAAUCUAAUUUUAUAACAAAACAAUGAUCACUUUCAUUCUUUAAAUUUUGUUAUGAAUUCAUUCUUGCUCCUCAAAUGUUAUUGUUGUUUUUUUUCAUGGGUGAUGAAUAUUCAGGACAGUCAUUUUUUAUGAAACAUUUUAAUUUUUGCCAACAUUUCAACCCAAACAUGUGGGUCAUCUUCAGGGCGUGGUCUGAGCACUGAGGAUGUUCAAGUACUCAACAGGGUUUUUUUUCAGUUAGUAAAAAAAAUAAAAUUAAUUUGUUUGUGCCAAGGGUUUUUUUUUAUAAGUAAUUAUUAUAAUUAGAAUAUAAAAGUAUAUAUAUUAACGUGUGUGUAUAUCUCCAACUUAAAAGUGUACUACUUUGAUAGUAGAGAGAUUAAUUGAAAUGUGAUAUUUUUUUUGUUUUAUUUUUUUAAAUGGCUCACUUAGUGAACCUUGUGUGAUACUAGGUAAAUAUGUAAUUGGUUAAAUUUCCUUUUAUGUGGAAUUUAGCGCUUAGGUUAUUUAAAUUUAGUAUAGCUCAAGUUAGGAGUUAUAUUAGUGCUGUAUGUUAAAGUUAUUUAUAGAAGCCUAUAUUUAUUGUAUAUGUUUGUAUAAAGGUUGUUAGACCACUAUUCUUGUCUGAAUAUAAAAAAUAAACCCCUCACCGUUGUGUAUAAUUGCCCUUUGUAAAUAAACAUUGUACAUAUGUGACAUAAUUAAAAGUGGUUAUAUAUAAAUUUUGUUACAAAUAAUAUUUUAAAUUUAAAUUUUUAAUAAAUUGUUCAAAAUAUAAUCAGAAUGGAAUUAUCAUUUGAUUUCAGUUUUAAAAAAAAUGGUAUAUAUAAAGAAAAAAAUGUAAAUAUACAUAUAAAUAUUUAUAUAGUCAGUCUUAGUGUUUUAUAUUUUCAUAAUGAAAUUGUACUUUAUAUAAUUACAUUUAAAUAUAGCUUUACAGAGCCCCAUAUUCUUUGUAUUACCAAAAAAUAUUGUUCACAUAUUUUUAGUUUAUGAUCUCCAAGUUGACAAAAGGACAUGUAAAAUAUUUUAAGCUUAAUUAAAAAAAAUAAAAAUAAAUCAUUUCAAAUUUUGCUCAUUUCUUUAUACCCUAAUUAAUACAGUAACUGCAUUUAUAAUAAAUUUUGUUCUGUUGGAAAAUGCUUCAAAUCAAUGACAAACAAAUAAAAUUUGAAGCACAAAUCUUCCUUGUAAACAUAUUUUAAUUUAAAAAAUCUUUAUGGUUAUACUUUCAACGUUUCGGGGUUCUACCCUUGUCAUCAGG
Nezara viridula (southern green stink bug) is the source of this 6320-nucleotide messenger RNA. The record is from the annotation of a GenBank genome assembly. NCBI's taxonomy places the organism in Eukaryota, Metazoa, Arthropoda, Insecta, Hemiptera, Pentatomidae.